This is a messenger RNA of Brettanomyces bruxellensis, 1680 nucleotides long. RefSeq lists its product as uncharacterized. Gene Ontology annotation, molecular function: transmembrane transporter activity. Gene Ontology annotation, biological process: transmembrane transport. The transcript has a single exon. Gene Ontology annotation, cellular component: membrane. Bases 1 to 1680 code for a protein of 559 amino acids. The record is from RefSeq and is a predicted model, not a curated record. NCBI's taxonomy places the organism in Eukaryota, Fungi, Ascomycota, Pichiomycetes, Pichiales, Pichiaceae.
AUGUCACAAUAUGCACCAUUUGAAUCAGUUGUUAGCAUUAUCCGUAACGGAAUGAAAGUCGUUCCAACGCGAUACAGAAACAAGCGAGUUGUUUACGGAAUAGCUAUGGCAGCUCUUACCCUUGACAACUUAAAUGUAGCGGGAGCAAUGACAACUACUUUUUCCAUUCAAGAAGUGUUCGAUACGGAUUAUUCAACUGCUUCGUGGGUACUUUCUGCCUAUGCGUUAACAUUGGGAGCAUUCAUCAUAAUAUUUGGUAAAAUUGGUGAUAUCUGGGGAGCUCACAAUGUGUUUCUUUUAGGACUUAUAUUCAUGAGUGUCUGGUCUUUACUUACUGCUAUUCCACAAAAGAGUAUAAUUGCCAUGAUUAUUUUUAGAGCAUUACAGGGAAUUGGGGCUGCGGCAUUGUUACCGAAUGGUUAUUCAAUGGCAGCAAACUAUUUUCAAGGACCCGAGCUUGAACAGGCCAUAAGAAUUCUUGUGAUCGUUGUCACCGCUAGUAUGGGAUUAGGAGCUGUUUUAGGAGGAGCAUUUUCGUGCACCAAAGUUGGGUACAUGGGCUUUUUUUAUUUUACAUUUGCACUUUCAUUUGUGUGCUCGGUUCUUCUAUACUUUUUGAGUAUACCGGUCAAAAGAGCAGAAGGGCAGAGAAAUCCCAUGGUAAGAGAUUUGGACUUUCCUGGAAUAAUAAUGCUAGUUAUAGGGCUUUUAUUAAUCAUCAUUGCACUUACGGAGUCAAGUAUGACUUGGAAAACGGCAAAGGUGUACAUCAUUCUUCCAGUUGGUUGCAUCCUAUUAGCAAUAAUGUUCUGGUUCGAAACAUAUUUUUUGACUCGCUAUAAACGCAAACACAACAGGAAUGAGUGUGUUCCACACAAUAUGCAGUUACCAAGACAACAGGAUCCAGAUCUAGAAAACCAAGGGAAGAGCAUCUCUAGAUUCUUAACCAGAUGGAUGCUUAACGUUGAGCUUAUAUUCCCUGCGGAGGUAUUCAAAAUACCAAAUCUUAUUCCACUAUUGGUUGGAUUGUCUAUGGUGUACUUCAACUUCACCACAUCCCUAAUGAUAUUGAUACAGUACCACAUCUAUGAAGAGUUAAAUACUCCUUUAAUGGCGGCGGUCAAAAUUCUUCCAUUUCCGGUCGGUAUGGUGAGUGGUGCUAUGAUGUACAGAGAAUCACAAACCAGAAAAAUAGGAAUGAGGAACAUGCUCUUGAUAUCAUCUUUGGUUUUAGUUGCAUGCUCAGUUUGGAUUUCCCGGACGGAUUAUCGUGCUCGUAAUGAUUACUGGAAAACACGCUUUAUAAGCCAAUACAUUCUUGGAAUCGCAAUCAACAGGUUUUUUAUGGUUUAUCUAAACUGUGUUAUGGCAUCGACACCUUUGAAUUUACAAGGAUUGGUUGCAGGUAUAUUCAACACUUUUGGACAAAUAUUUGUGGCUUUGGCUAGUGCGGUUGUGGCCACUAUUUUAGGUUUGCUAGAAGAAACUUCUUCAAACUACAAGAUUUUGCAAACGCAGUAUCAUCGGUUUCACAAUGCAUUUUAUACGACAAUAGCUUCUGCGGUUGUUUAUUUUAUAUUCAUGUUGAUGAUUAAAGAUCCGUAUAGGAAGAAAGAAGCGGCGACGGAGAAAUCAGAGGUUAGUGUUGCGUUGACAGAAGCCAAAGGCAUGAAAAGUUGA